UGAUGACGUCACCGAUGCAUGUCUGUGGUGGUCUACUUCGGUAACCUGCGAGCGGCGUUAUCGGCAAGGAAGGCGUUCGGCGGCAGCGCGACUCGCAACUGUUUGUCUUCGAAGGCAAGCCUCUUCGAUGGCCGACCAGCCCGAGCGACUCAACAUAGACAACGUGCUACAGAGGUUAUUGGAAGUACGUGGCUCUCGGCCGGGCAAGAACGUGCAGCUGUCUGAGAACGAGAUUCGCGGCCUUUGCCUGAAGGGGCGAGAGGUGUUCCUGUCACAGCCCAUCUUGCUGGAGCUGGAGGCCCCGCUCAAGAUCUGCGGCGAUACCCAUGGCCAGUACUACGAUCUGCUCCGGCUGUUCGAGUAUGGGGGCUUCCCGCCCGAGAGCAACUACCUCUUCCUGGGCGACUACGUGGACCGGGGACGACACUCGCUCGAGACCAUCAGCCUACUCCUCGCCUACAAGAUCAAGUACCCCGAGAACUUCUUCAUUCUGCGCGGAAACCACGAGUGCGCCUCCAUCAACCGCAUCUAUGGCUUCUACGAUGAGUGCAAAAGGAGGUACAACAUCAAGUUGUGGAAGACCUUCACAGACUGCUUUAACUGCUUACCGGUAGCUGCCAUAGUGGACGAGAAAAUUUUCUGCAUGCACGGAGGUCUGAGCCCGGACCUGCAGUCGAUGGAGCAGGUGCGGCGGAUAAUGCGCCCAACAGACGUGCCCGACCAGGGCCUGCUGUGUGACCUGCUGUGGUCCGAUCCCGACAAGGACAUCAUGGGUUGGGGCGAGAAUGACCGUGGCGUCUCUUUCACCUUUGGUGCUGAUGUGGUUGCCAAGUUUCUGCACAAGCACGACCUCGAUCUCAUCUGCAGGGCGCACCAGGUGGUGGAAGAUGGCUACGAGUUCUUUGCCAAGCGACAACUGGUGACGCUCUUCUCAGCACCCAAUUACUGUGGCGAGUUCGACAAUGCUGGUGCCAUGAUGAGCGUCGACGAGACCCUCAUGUGCUCAUUCCAGAUUCUGAAACCAGCCGACAAGAAGAAGUUUCCUUACGGCGGCAUUGCAGCAGGAGGGGCCAAGCCACCAGCACCACAGCGGGGACAGUGAACGGGUGCUCAAGACGGGGGAGGAAAAAAAGAAAGCCCGGCAACCCUGCCUUUGCGGGCGAAGGGAGGCUGCACCAGGCUUUUUUUUUCUUUUUUUCCACAAGACAGCCGAUGCCUCUGGAGGAAGGUGGGGGGAGAGAAGGAGACCACCACCAUCGCAACAAUGGACACAACUAGAAAAGAGCUGCAGACUGCACCUGACCAGCACGCAACAGCACGACUGGAGAGGGUAAAAAGGUCACGGGCGCAACGCAUGCUCACCCUCCUCAGCUCCUGGACAGCAGGCUCUUAGAAAACGCCUCCCCACACCUCCCUCGUAUGCAGCCAAUGUGACAAAAGGACUGAUCACGGGGACAAAAAGACUGAUCAUGCAUCCUUUUUUUUUUUUUUAACCUCCCGACCCCUCGGUGUCUUUUUUUUUUUUUUUCUUUUGGGGUCAAUUGAGUGGCGGCUCUUGCUCCCGAGACAGAUUGAGUGUUUCUAGAGUUGCGCGCAUUGAGGAAGACCCUGUAACUCGCUGCUUUGGGUGCUCCAUUAUUUUUUAUUAUUUUUUUUUUACCGUCCCUCCCACAAAAGCAGCUUGUGCCUUCUUGCGGGGAAGUCUUUUCUUUUACAACAUGCAGGUUUCCGCUCCCAGGCAUCUCUCUUUGCUACAGCACUGCCUCGGCUCACUCGAAGUCUGCCUUCCUCCCCUGUCCGACCUCUCUACCCCCCUUGCACCAGGUGUGCCACCUUGAUGAUGGCCCCGUGCUGCUCUCCCCCACCUCAGCAAUUCUCUCUGUCCCCAUUGCUUUUCUUUUUUCCCCCAUGCUUGUUCCCACUGUCUUUUUUUCUUCUUUUCCCUCCUAUUAUUUACGUCUCGCACUGUUGCUCGUGACAAUAAAGUGUGGUUUCAUGC
Molecule: messenger RNA, 1999 nt
Organism: Dermacentor silvarum
Lineage: Eukaryota; Metazoa; Arthropoda; Arachnida; Ixodida; Ixodidae
Product: serine/threonine-protein phosphatase alpha-2 isoform
Exons: 7
Coding region: 128-1102 (324 amino acids)
Cellular component (GO): nucleus; cytoplasm
Molecular function (GO): protein serine/threonine phosphatase activity
Source: RefSeq, a predicted model, not a curated record